CAAAGUUCUGUGGUUUAAAGUUAAGAGUUAAAGCUACCUACGGUUUAUAAGAUGUCGUGUUUUGGAGGUAGCGUGCUAAUUCCCGACUGAGGGCGGUGCAGUGUAGUUAAGUGUAGUGCAGUGAUGUAAGUUUUAAGCGAACAGUGCAGAGAGGAAGCCACCAUGCUGCCUACAAAUGUUAUGUCCUUUAUGAAAAAGAUGGUGGCGACGGAGGACACGGCAAACACGGUACCGGGACAAAUCGAGGCGCCCGGCACCUUCGGCAAGCUGCGGCAGACGCUCUCAUCCAGCCUGCUCACGGCCCAGGACAAAGUUACAACAAAACUGGGCCCGCGGCAAGCCGAACCCGUGGCGGAGCCGGCGCCCGCGCCGCCGCCCGCGCAACCGCCACCUGCGCCUGCGGUUAAAACUGAACGGGAAGCGGGUAAGGCGCCGUCGCGAGCGGGCGCGUGCCGCGUGUGCCUGAAGGCGCUGAAGCCAGGCGAAGUGUUCCACACGUGCAACGGCUGCCAGCACCGCGUGUGUGAGGACUGCUCUUCCUACUCUAAGCCGGCGGAGAACGAGGAGGCGAACUCAUGGCGAUGCUCUGUAUGCCGGCGUAAAGCUGCUCCGCGACUACCACCCGCAGCGCAAGACAGCACUGAUUCACUCCUUGAUGUGCCUGUGCUGGAUUCCCUACAAAGGCGUCAUUCGGAAGCUCGGUUGGGCGGUGGCACCUCCAGUACCGGCCUCGCGCCGCCACGCUCGCCCGAACUGCGUCGACACUCAGACGUCUCACCCGCCUCGCUAAAAGAACUAGAAAAGUUAAAGGGCGGCGGCACGGCGACGCCAGCCAACGAGUCGCGGCGGCCUAGCACGGUGACGCCGGCGCGGCGGCGGUCGAUGCGCGUGCCCGCCGCGCGCCAGCGCAGCGUCGACGACGACAAGCAGGACUCGCCUGCGCACUCGCCCGCGCUCGUCGCGCCGCCGCCGAUGUCUAGGAGAGCAUCAGCAGUGGACGUGGUCGGCGGUGCGGGAGCAGGAUCGCGUCGCGGCUCCUACCGUACAGAAGACACAUCCGAAUCAACGCCUUCGAUUGUCGGACUCGCCGUUGACGAAGACCGUCCCAUCAGGCGCCGCGGUAGUCAGCUCCCAGACAUUGCCGCACUUCAACAAAGGACGGGGGCGCUCAGUGCAAUGGCCGCUCUAGCCCGCACUGGAGACCCCUCCGAAGCACCAGGCCCCUCGGCUGCAGCCGUGGCCGCCGCCGCUGCAGCCGCGCGACAAAUGUCGGUCGACGCGGAGGCGAUCAAGAUCGUCAUACACGACGUCGAUGAUCGCUCGCCACGACGAGUCUCGCUGCGUCGCGAUCCUAAUGACAAAAGAUCACGUGGUUUCGGCAUGCGCGUAGUAGGUGGCAAGCCGGACGCCAGCGGUCGGCGGGAGGCCGUCAUAGUGUGGACUGUGCCGGGCGGACCCGCCGACGGGGCCGGCUUACAACAGGGUGACAAGGUAUUGGAAUGGGGUGGUGUGCCGUUGACGGAGCGCAGUUUCGAAGAAGUGUGCUCUGUCCUGGAUCGCAGCGGAGACAACGUAGAGCUCCUAGUGGAACCCGCGCCGCCUCAGGACGACGCGGCCACGCCUGUCACGCACUCCAGCCAACACCAUCAUGCCCUAUAUGAACCGGAUACCGACAAAUCACCAUCGUCGCCGACCCGAAGGAAAUUGCCGAAAACCCCGGAGCAGGAGAGGGCCGAGCGAGCCCGCGAGCGGCCCGCGGCGCGCGCGCAGUUGCAAGUGUGGUUCGAGAGCGAGAUGCGCAAGCUGGUGGUGGUGCUCAUCGCGGCAGACGACCUGCCGCCGCGCGACCACACGCUCGGAUACGGAGACGAGCCUGAGGCAUUCGCCAGGAUAAGACUUUUGCCAUCACUCGAGACCUGCCCACCGAUUGAAACAGACCCCGCGUCCGCGUCGUGCAGUCCAGUUUGGAACGCCACCUUGGGUUUCGGCGGUUUGACGGCAGAUCUCCUAGCAGGCCGAGCGCUGGAGCUCACCCUGUGGGACGCCUGCCCUGGAAUCGAUCCAGUACUUAUUGGAGAAUGCACUAUGGAUUUGGAAAAAGCGUUUGCGGAAGAACGUGCAGUGUGGUGGACGCUGGAGGAGCGCGGUGGAACGCGGUCAGCCAACGCCUCCCCGCGAGGCUCUCUCACAGGUGCGCGAGCGCUCCGACGCGGUGACUUUGCCUCGCAACGCUCUUGUUCAGACGAUGUGGAUUCCAUCGGAGAGUGCGCAUCUUUGCUCCAUCCCGACCACGCGUGGGUGGGCGGCUCCAGACGUGGCUCAUCACAGUCUGAAACCUUGGAAGUUGAGGUUUACCAGCUUGGAAAAGACUUCUCACGUUCUUUACCUGGAUCGCGACGAUCAUCAUUCCAGCAGCAGGAGAAAGACGGCGCUGCGGGCACUGACAGCGGCGCCGGGCCAUCGCGGCGCAGCGAGCGGCGGCGCUCGUCGUGCGUCCGCCGCGACCCCGACGACAUCCUGCGCUCGCUGCGCGCCGUCAAGGGCGAACUCGGCCGCACCCUUUCCCUCUCCGGGUCCACCGCCCGGCCGACGGACCGUUAGCACCUCGGUAAGCGACUCCCAGCCGCCCGGCGGCGGCCGCGCCUGCUCCCGUAGAGGGUUUGUUCGUGCGCGGUGUCGGUGUACGCGUUCCCUUGUGACGUCUAACGGCCGCCGGCCCCCGUAUUCCGGUUGCGUGGUGUGCGACCGGCAUACCCGGGCCCGUAGUGUAGCAUGGGUCAUAGCUUGCGCGGCGGCCGCGCGCACGUGCGCACGCACCGUUGAAUGUGGCUGCGCCCGACGCUUCUCAUCACUUCACUGUGUCUGUACUGUACUGUCCUGACGCAUGCCCGGCGCAUGCCGCGGGCGAUCACGCUCACUUCAUCUGUUUCUGUGUUCCGUCUGUUCGGCUGACGUUCAUAUCGAUGGCAUUGUGUCGCCUAGGAUGUUUCGGGCUUCAUACCUACCUCUGCGAAUGUCACUCAUUGUUAAGAUGCGCAUUCUAUUAGUUUCUUGUACAUACCUCUUUUAAUAAUUCUUAUCCUUAGGUCGUAGUUGGAUAUUUAAACCGUUUAUUAACAAAUGCGUAUCAUUUAAUUUUGGAAGAGCGAAUGAAUGUAGCAAACGAGCGGGAUAUAUAGGAAGCACAUAAUGGCGACUCACCUAGUUGCGGGUGGUGGCAUGAGCUCAACAAUAGUCUUCCACCUACACAUCAAUUUAAUUAAUGAAUUACUUAAUGGCUGUUCAUAACACUGAAUGCUUACAUUCCUACUUAAUGAGUUCAAGUUCGCUUCAGGCAACUAUUAGAAAUUCGACACUCUUGGCUGCACACGUUUAAACGCUUCUUCUUUCAUUUAUGUGUUUAGGAAUCGAAUCAAUUGGAAUAUAUGUAUACAAAAAU
This is a messenger RNA of Cydia splendana, 3439 nucleotides long. RefSeq names its product regulating synaptic membrane exocytosis protein 1 (gene Fife). The transcript is spliced from 17 exons. Bases 163 to 2601 code for a protein of 812 amino acids. Gene Ontology annotation, biological process: regulation of synaptic plasticity; positive regulation of synaptic transmission; regulation of membrane potential. Lineage: Eukaryota; Metazoa; Arthropoda; Insecta; Lepidoptera; Tortricidae. Gene Ontology annotation, cellular component: presynaptic membrane; cytoskeleton of presynaptic active zone. The record is from RefSeq and is a predicted model, not a curated record. Gene Ontology annotation, molecular function: transmembrane transporter binding; small GTPase binding.